Messenger RNA from Lobosporangium transversale, 2169 nucleotides. RefSeq lists its product as hypothetical. Lineage: Eukaryota; Fungi; Mortierellomycota; Mortierellomycetes; Mortierellales; Mortierellaceae. The transcript has 3 exons. The record is from RefSeq and is a predicted model, not a curated record. The coding region runs from base 1 to 2169 and encodes 722 amino acids.
AUGCCAUCAUUGCUUGACCACAUGUUCCCACGACGAAGACAAGGCACCAUUCAAUACUCUGCUUCAUUAGUGUGUCGUCAAUGGCAUCGAGUUGCCCAGCCCUUUAUCAAAAGAACUAUUCGCAUUUCAAUUGUACUUCUCAAUCAAAAAUUACUAUCCAAGGAACAGAAACAAAAUGCAUUUUGGAAAAGCCAUCAUCAUGACCAACAGCAAAAACUACAGCAAUCUUUAUCUCAAGGGUUACAGCUAAUUCCCCAUACCCUCAUCUACGAAGCAGGGCUAUUUCCCAGAUCUGAUGAAAAGGAACUUCCUCCUGAAUACGAAAAAAAAGCAUGGUCCAUCCUUUCUAAUGCUUUAAUACCUCUUGUGUACAGUAGCAACAACCCCAUCAAUGGUCUCGACGGCAACUUCAAUGGUUUUAGAAUCCGACAGCUCAUCCUCAAUGUUGAACAUAAUGCCGCUGUCUGGUCUCGUCUGAUGCCACUCCUAGAAAUGCUUGGCCCCAAUGGACUUGUAAGCCUGCAGUUAGAAAAUAUUUGCUUUGCCUCUACCAUCCCUGUCGAAAGGAUUAUGGAGUAUUGCACUUACCUUCAGAAUAUACGUGUCGCGUCAAGUGCACCCCCAACCAAGGAUUUGGUAUCUCGGUUGAAAGAGCCAUAUGAAAGCGACACAGUCCCGUAUACCUUUGCGUCGUUAAAAUCUUUCAAUCCAUUACACAUUUUCUCAUCUUUAACCACAACGGCUACAAUUAAUACCAAUACUAACACCGACAUGACCGAAAGUAUUGAGACCAUCCCUCCUUCAGCUAAGCGUUGGCAUCUGCAAUCUGUUAGCCUUCAUGUCUUUGAAGCACCCAACUCAAGAUAUGACGAGCGUGAUGAUGCUGAAGAGGUUGCGCCCAUCUCACUAUUCCCUCAAGUAGAGCAUUGGGGUAUCUCAACGCUGGGGAUGCUUUGGGCACGUCAAGCUCCUGCUCACGUUCUUUUAGCUAGACAUAGGAUUGAGAAUCGAUUGACAUCAGUCGAAAUUUCAUUAUCUUACAGUCAUGGUUAUUCUGUGAAUGAGGGGAACGUUGGAGCUCUAGUUCACCAGUUCUUAUGCCAAAGUCCACAAUUACUACAUUUUAAGGCUUCAGACGUUUGGAUUCCCUUGGAAUUGCUCUUCGUCACUAAAGCUCUGUCUAUGAAGAUAAACCAUGGUCACCCUCGUAGGUAUAACUAUCAAAACAAUAGAGGAAAUCAUAAUAAUGAAAAUAUCUGGGCCUGUCGAGAGCUCAGGACUCUUCAUUUCCGGACCGAGGAAUCAUAUGAUGCUGGGAUAAGGGAUUAUUUUGAUGAACAGGCGCGAGUAGUUUUUGGAUAUAUCAGCCGUGUGUGUCCUCGUCUUGAAGAUCUAUCGUUUUACUCGAAAAAUAUGAUCUAUCGACCGCCUGUCAGUCUGUGUUUAUUAUCGCGGCUACAGUAUUUGAGAACAUUGCAGUUGAUGUGUAUUCAUCAAUUGGAUGAAGAGGACAUCGAUUGGAUAAAGCAUUAUUAUUAUUAUAAGACUCAGUCAAGUGGGGAGGGAGCAGAGGAAGGCCGAGCCGUGUCUAUUGACCCGGAUUUUCAGGAAUUUGAGCAACACCAGCGGCAGCAACAAGAGAGCAAAACUUUGCCUAUAUCUACUAGUAAGGUAUCACUCGAUAGCGGAAACAACGCCAACAGUAGUGGUGAGAGUAGUAGCAACAAAAGUGGUAGUACCAAUGGGGUUUGUAUUGCAGAACAAAUGUUCAUCAAAACAUUGUCGCUUGGUGUCGCUCAGGUUAAUUCAAGUCAGGAUCAUGAUGUGAUCCAUAAGGAGCCCAAGAUGGGUGCUGAGGCUGAGAUCGAGAUGAUUGGUGGUGUAGAUAUGACCCAUCUUGGCCAAGUACAAGACCUAAUCAACUAUUUCAAUGAUCGGCGUUGCAACAGAGAUGAAUGUCUAUGGUCUUAUUUGGAAACGCUUUCUAUACGAUUCACGGCGCCUUCACAUCAUCGUAAUAAGGAUAAGCAAAGACGGAGCGGCAAUGAUACUAAUGUUGAUGAUAAUAACACGCCAUCUCAACGUGGGCGCCAACUACGUGAUGUCAUCAAGAAGUUUCGACCCGAAUUAAGCGUCUCCUGUAAUCCAGUGCUUGGUUAUGUACUUUGA